Messenger RNA from Drosophila navojoa, 1659 nucleotides. It is a transcript of the gene Or67c, whose product is annotated as Odorant receptor 67c. NCBI's taxonomy places the organism in Eukaryota, Metazoa, Arthropoda, Insecta, Diptera, Drosophilidae. Gene Ontology annotation, molecular function: odorant binding; olfactory receptor activity. Gene Ontology annotation, cellular component: plasma membrane. Gene Ontology annotation, biological process: detection of chemical stimulus involved in sensory perception of smell; sensory perception of smell. The record is from RefSeq and is a predicted model, not a curated record.
UAGAUUUUGCCAAUUUAGAAUUUACAGAGCAUAGACGUUUCGUUGUAUGGCAAACCGAUGUUUUCCUGCAUUAAAUUUCUUUCCUCUUGUUACGUUGCGAAAUCGUUUAAAUAUUUGAAAAAUUGGCCGGCAGAGGCCGCUGUAUUUUGGGCCAGUUGGCUAGUCAGCGCUCAAUUUAUGAGAGCUCCGCAGCUGUAAAACUUCACAGCUCCAAGGGCUAAUUACGUUGAAAGGCUGUCGCUUAGUAAGUUAAAAAGUUUACGCACAAUUAUUAACACUUGGCCCGGCCGGCGUGAUGGGGCACAAAAAGUUGAGAGACACGCCCAGUUCGGUGCAGCCCAUUAGACAAUAUAAAUGCUUGGGCUUCCAUCGCAAUCCGUACAGUAGGGAAAGCUUAGACUAGCAGCCAGCAGAGCCAUGAACAGCUCCCUAGUAGAGAGUCCUCGCACCUUCGGCGACAUGAUGCGCAUGCCCGUGCGCUUCUACAAGACCAUUGGAGAGGACAUCUAUGCGCAUCGAUCGACGAACGAGCUGACCUCGCUGCUGCUCAAGAUCUACCUCUACGCGGGCUUCAUCAACUUCAAUUUGCUGGUCUGCGGCGAGCUGGUGUUCUUCUACAAGUCGAUCCAGGACUUCGAGACUGUGCGCCUGGCGAUUGCUGUGGCGCCGUGCAUUGGCUUCUCCCUGGUCGCGGACUUCAAGCAGCUCACCAUGGCGGUGUAUAAGAACACGUUGAUACAGCUGCUCGACGAGCUGGAGGAAAUGCACCCGAAGACCCUGCUGGCGCAGAAGGCCUACAAGAUGGCCGACUUUGAGCGGACCAUGAAACGCGUCAUCAGCAUUUUCACUUUCCUCUGCCUGGCCUACACGACCACGUUCACCUUGUAUCCGGCUGUCAAGGCAACCGUCAAGUACAAUUUCCUCGGCUACGAGACCUUCGACCGCAACUUUGGCUUUCUUAUCUGGUUCCCCUACGAUGCGACCUCAAGGAACUGGGUAUACUGGAUCACCUAUUGGGACAUUGCCCACGGCGCCUACUUGGCUGGCAUCGCAUUCCUCUGCGCGGAUCUCCUGCUGGUCGUGGUCAUCACGCAGCUCUGCAUGCACUUCAGCUACAUUUCCACGUGCCUCGAGGCCCAUCCUUGCGACCCAGAUCAGGACGAGGAAAACUUGAGAUUCUUGUGCAGCAUGAUCAAGUAUCACGACAAGUGUUUGACGCUGUGCGAGCAUGUGAACAGCAUGUAUAGCUUCUCGCUGCUGCUGAACUUCCUGAUGGCCUCCAUGCAGAUCUGCUUCAUAGCUUUCCAAGUGACCGAGUCGACGAUCGAGGUCAUUCUGAUCUACUGCAUAUUCCUAAUGACAUCCAUGGUGCAGGUGUUCCUCGUGUGCUACUACGGCGAUGCCCUGAUAGCAGCAAGUCUGCGUGUGGGCGAUGCGGCCUACAACCAGAACUGGUUCCAGUGCAGCAAAAGGUAUUGCAUCAUGCUCAAGCUGAUGAUUAUGCGCAGCCAGAAGCCAGCGAUGAUACGGCCGCCUACAUUCCCACCCAUUUCGCUGGUGACCUACAUGAAGGUGAUCAGCAUGUCGUAUCAAUUCUUUGCCUUGCUCAAAACAACCUAUUACAGAGACUGAGCAGACAAACAUACAUACAUAUAUGUA